This is a messenger RNA of Cornus florida, 2167 nucleotides long. Its product is annotated as exocyst complex component EXO70A1-like. Gene Ontology annotation, biological process: exocytosis. Gene Ontology annotation, cellular component: exocyst. Gene Ontology annotation, molecular function: phosphatidylinositol-4,5-bisphosphate binding. The transcript is spliced from 11 exons. NCBI's taxonomy places the organism in Eukaryota, Viridiplantae, Streptophyta, Magnoliopsida, Cornales, Cornaceae. Bases 87 to 2024 code for a protein of 645 amino acids. The record is from RefSeq and is a predicted model, not a curated record.
CUCUAUACUAUAUAUUAUAUAUUUCUGGCGCAUUGAAUUUGCAUUCUCAAGAAGCACAGAAAGAAGAAGAAGAAGAAUUUGGAAAAAUGACUGUUCAUUAUCUGGCCAUGGAAACCCUAAGCGAGAGGGCCUCAGUCAUGAGAGAAUCCCUCCACAAGAGCCAAACCAUCACCGAGAACAUGGUCUCCAUUCUCGGCUCCUUCGAUCACCGUCUCUCUGCCCUCGAAACCGCCAUGCGCCCCACUCAGAUAAGGACUCAUUCGAUUCGAAGGGCACACGAGAACAUUGAUAAGACGCUCAAGGCUGCUGAUGUUAUCUUGGGCCAAUUCGAUCUCUCGCGCCAGGCGGAGGCUAAAGUAUUGAGAGGGCCACAUGAGGAUUUAGAAAGUUACCUUGAAGCAAUUGAUCAGCUGAGAAGCAUUGUUCGUUUUUUCAGCGGUAACAAAAGCCUUAGAAGUAGUAUCGGGGUGCUUAACCAUGCCAAUAACUUACUAGCUAAGGCUAUCUCCAAGUUGGAAGAUGAGUUUCGACAGCUCUUAACCUCUUACAGCAAACCUGUGGAACCUGAUCGUCUUUUUGAUUGUCUCCCCAAUUCUCUGCGACCAUCGUCUGGAUCGCCUGGUCAGGGUGAUGCUAGUGGCAAGAAACCAUCUUCAACCAACGAGAAUCAAAAUAAAAGCUUAAAAACUUUUAUAUACACACCUCCAACUCUCAUUCCACCCAGGAUUUUGCCAUUACUGCAUGAUUUAGCUCAACAGAUGGUUCUGGCUGGCCACCAACAGCAACUGUUUACUGUUUACAGGGACACUCGUGCUUCAGUUUUGGAACAGAGCCUCAAAAAACUAGGUGUGGAAAAGCUUAGUAAAGAUGAUGUCCAAAGAAUGCAGUGGGAGGUUUUGGAGGCCAAGAUUGGUAAUUGGAUUCAUUUUAUGCGGAUUGCUGUCAAAUUACUAUUUGCUGGGGAAAAGAAAGUAUGUGAUCAAAUAUUUGACGGUGCUGAUUCUCUCAGAGAACAAUGUUUUGCUGAAGUUACUGCAAACAGUGUUUCCGUACUCCUUAGUUUUGGAGAGGCCAUUGCCAAAAGCAAGAGGUCACCUGAAAAACUAUUUGUUCUUUUAGACAUGUACGAGAUAAUGAGAGAAGUUCUGCCAGAGAUCGAGACAAUUUUUAAAGGUAAAUAUUGCACCGAGAUGCGAGAAUCUGCCUCAAUUUUGACAAAGCGUCUGGCUCAAACAGCCCAAGAGACUUUUGGCGAUUUUGAAGAAGCGGUUGAAAAAGAUGCCACGAAGACUGCUGUUCUAGAUGGAACAGUCCAUCCUUUGACUAGCUAUGUGAUAAAUUACGUGAAGUUUUUGUUUGACUAUCAAUCGACAUUGAAGCAGCUUUUCCAAGAGUUUGACAGAGGUGAUGCAGAUGCCCAGUUGGCAUCUGUAACAACGCGGAUAAUGCAGGCUCUUCAGACUAACCUGGAUGGUAAAUCUAAGCAGUACAAGGAUCCUGCAUUGACUCAUUUAUUUCUUAUGAACAACAUGCACUAUAUUGUCAGAUCUGUGCGCAGGUCAGAAGCAAAGGAUUUGUUAGGUGAUGACUGGGUGCAAAUUCACCGAAGGAUUGUCCAGCAGCAUGCAAAUCAGUACAAGAGGAUUUCUUGGGCCAAGAUACUGCAGUGUCUUUCCGCUCAGGGCCUUUCUUCAUCAAGCGGUGGUGGUAUGGAUAGUGGCAGCAAUAGUGGAGUUUCCAGGGCAACGGUGAAAGAUAGGUUCAAGUCGUUCAACAUUCAGUUUGAGGAGAUUCAUCAAAGGCAAUCGCAAUGGACGGUUCCUGACAGUGAGCUGCGAGAGUCUUUGAGGCUGGCUGUCGCUGAGGUUCUUUUGCCUGCCUAUAGAUCUUUCAUUAAACGUUUUGGGCCUCUUAUUCAGAAUGGAAAAAAUCCCACUAAGUACAUCAGAUACGGUCCGGAGGAUCUUGAACACAUGUUGGCUGAAUUUUUUGAAGGAAAGACCUGGAAUGAACCAAGACGGUAAAGAACUAUUUUUGUUGAAAACUUGUAAGUGGAGGUGUUCACUGGCGAAGUUAUUCAUUGUACAAUGAUAUGAUUCAAUAAUCUUGGAUGGAGUAUUCCUUUCCCACUUGUAUUUUUUUCUUAUCGAGUUCUGUUUUAACUCUA